CAUUUUAGUGGGGCAGAAAAAGGAUAUAAAAGCGUAUAUGCAAAAUAACCAAAAGCCUUUGGCCUAGAUAAGGUGCUGCUGGCUCCGGGCUCAGGACAGGACUCCGUGCCCCAAUUCCCUCCUUCCCGCACUCCCCCCUCCCCGCCGCAGGAAAUCCAGGCCUCUUCCUCAGCAAACUCUGGCCGCUUCUGCACGGUACCGCACCACGACCUCAGCCUGUUUCUCCCGCUGCUAGGGACGGCGGGCGCCCGGCGACAGGAGGUGUGGCGGCCCCUUUAAGCAGCGAAGCUCGUGUUGCAAUCGCAGCCUUGGGAACCGGUCCUUUCCGGGGGGUGGAGCCUGUGCCAGUAGCGGCGGCCAACCAAAGCGCGGCAUUUUCCGCGGGAGAUCCGAAUUUCGCGGCACGCAGUUUGGCGCUAAAAAAAAAAAAAAAAAAAAAAAAGAGAGAGAGAGAGAGAAGAAGGAAAAAAAAGAGGCAGAGAAAGACUUGGGGACCAGAGAGCCAGGCGAGAGGGAGUCGGUGCAAUCGGCCCCUCUUUCCCGUCCGAGCGCAUCGCUUCUCCUCCGAGCCCCCGGCGACCCCAGAGACCCCUACCGGGAGCCAGCCAGACCCCAAGCGCCGAGGCCUUUCGGGGGCGCGGGGCCGUCCCGGGUCGCCGUCGCCCUCGGGGUGGGACAGCCACUGGCCGUGCCGCCGCCGCCGCCGCCGCGGGGCGAUCUCCAAGCGGGGAUCUCCAAGCGCUGCUCAGCUCGGCCGCUGGCCAGGAGGGGAGGGUCCGGCCUUGCCCCGCAGGCGUCCAUUGGCGGCUUUCCCCGGCCUCCGCGCCAUGCCUCGGGCGGUGUGAGCCUCCGCGGGCUCCGGAGCCCGCAGGUGCCUGCGGGCGCGCCAGGCCGGGUUGAGGAGGGGGCGUUGCGCUCGCCAUGCUGCGAGGGCCCCGGGCCCUGGCUCCAGCCGCCCGGCCGCCCUCGAAGGGACUGCACGCGAUGAGCCCUACCGAGCUGUGGCCGCCCGGCCUCAGCAGCCCCCAGCUCUGUCCGGCCACCACCACCUACUACACCUCGCUGUACCCGCAGACUGUGCCUCCCACUGCGGCGCCCGGCACCUGCCUCGACGCCACCCCCCACGGACCGGAGGGCCAAGCUGUGCGAUGCGUGCCGGCUGGCCGGCUGCCGGCCAAAAGGAAGCUGGACCUGGAGGGGAUCGGGAGACCCACGGUCCCUGAGUUCCGGACUCCCAAGGGGAAGUGCCUUAGAGUGGACGGUCUCCCCAGCCCCAGAACCCCCAAGUCCCCUGGAGAGAAGACUCGUUAUGACACAUCGCUCGGGCUGCUCACCAAGAAGUUCAUUUACCUCCUGAGUGAAUCCAAGGAUGGGGUCCUGGACCUGAACUGGGCUGCCGAGGUGCUGGACGUGCAGAAACGGCGCAUCUAUGACAUCACCAACGUGCUGGAGGGCAUCCAGCUCAUCCGCAAGAAGGCCAAGAACAACAUCCAAGGCAGGGGAAUGUUUGAAGACCCCACCCGGCCCGGGAAGCAGCAGCAGCUGGGGCAGGAGCUGAAGGAGCUGAUGAGCGUGGAGCAGGCCUUGGACCAGCUCAUCCAGAGCUGCUCUCUGAGCUUCAAGCACCUGACGGAGGACAAGGCCAACAAGAGACUGGCCUAUGUGACUUACCAGGACAUCCGUGCUGUUGGCAACUUUAAGGAGCAGACGGUGAUCGCUGUCAAGGCCCCUCCACAGACAAGACUCGAAGUGCCCGACAGGAGCGAGGAGAACCUGCAGAUAUACUUGAAGAGCACCCAGGGGCCCAUCGAAGUCUACCUGUGCCCAGAGGAGGUGCAGGAGCCCGACAGUCCUGCCAAGGAGCCCCUCCUGCCGACCUCCACCCUUGGCUCCAGCCCUGACUCCACCCAGCCCAGCAGCAGCACGGACCCUGGGAUGACAGAACCCGUGGCAUCCCCAGCACCAGCGCUGACGCCCCAGCAAGUCCCGCAGCCACCAGCGCCCCCGCCCCUGCCGCUUGUCCCCCUGGAGGCCACUGACAGCCUGCUGGAGCUGCCGCACCCACUUCUGCAGCAGACCGAGGACCAGUUCCUGUCCCCGAGCCUGCCGUGCAGCUCUCCCCUGAUCAGCUUCUCCCCGCCCUUGGACCAGGACGACUACCUGUGGGGCCUGGACGGGGGUGAGGGCAUCAGUGACCUCUUCGACUCCUACGACCUUGGGGAUUUGCUGAUUAAUUGAGUGGCCUUGCCUGUCCCAGCAACCUGCCCUUGGCUCUACCUCGGCACAGACGGACAGGCCCUCUGCCCACGUAGGGACGUGGGACACAAGGUGCUGCCCUAGGGAUGGAGGGGGUCCUCUUUUCUUUCUCACCCCCCCCAGCCAGCUGAAGCUAUCUUGGAGAGAGGUUUUGGGUGAGGAGUGUAUUAGGGGUCGGGUCCUCUCUUUCCUCAUAGAAGCUGGGCCCAGGAAGGCCCAUCUGGCUUCUGACCUCUGACCUCUGACAUGAAGGGCCACAGGUGGGACAACCAGGUCCAGGGAAAGGCCCUCCCCUCGCCUUUUGAGGGAGGUGAAUUAGGACCCUGAAUUUAUCAAGAAGCACUUAAUGCCUUUGUAUUUAUUUCAGGUUGAGUUUUGUUUGUUUGUCUUCCUUGAGUUUUUAGCAGGGAGAUUGUUCUAGUUUCUAGUAAGACUUCUCAGACGGGCCCAGUGCUGUCCACGGUCCGAGGGCAGCCCAGGGCUUCCUGGGCCCCAGGCCAGUCCCCAAUUUCCCCGUAGCUGUAGACUGGGUCUCUGGGGGCUGUCCAAUCUGCUAGAACGCUACUUGCACCUCGGCCUCGUAAUUCUAGUAAGUGGUGGCCACAGGCCCUUCGGCUCCUCCUGCCCAUCCUCUCCCGCUGAGGCACCAGCCUUGGGUUCCUGGCCUCCUCUGUCCCAGGGAUGGUUGCAGGGAGCCCUCCCGGGGAGGCGGCAUCAAGGCUCCAGGUGUGGAGACCCACUUCUGUGGAAUCCCCUACCUCUCCAUUCCCUUAGAACAGGAAAAACCACCUUCCAGGGAGUCAGCACUGAAAGGUCCCCCUCCCCAGGGAAACACAGACAGGAAUGUGGAAGCAGCUAGAGGGCACCAUUUGUGCCUCUGCUUGGGACAGGGGCUGUCUUACCCUGAGUACCUGGGAGGGAGUGGCAGCCCCAUAUAGAGAAAGGUGGGGUUAAAGCAAGAAACUGCCAGAAAGCAGCCCCUCUGGAAGCUGCUCUUAUCAUCCUCCCCUUCCCUGGAAGGAUUUGUUUACUGAAGGGAGUAAUUCUUUAAGGAUCUCUUCUUCUCGGCAGCUCUCACACAGACGCCCCCCCCCCCCCCCUGCACCCCAGGACAGAGGUAACCAGGGCUUGGUGGCAUUUUAGCUCAUUUUGUCACUGGAAUGCCGAAGGGCUGGCAGAGUGUUUAUUGCAGACCAGACCUUUGCCCUGAUGGGGAGAGGGGCUUAUGUUACCUCUUGAGGCUUAGGGUCCUGAGAAGGAUUCUUGCCCUGGCCUGCUCCCCGCCCCCAGAGGCUUGACCAUCCCACAGUGUCUCUGCAGCCCACUUGGGUGUGAGGGAUGAGGUCAGCUCUCUUCCCCACCCAAUGUGGGGCGGGGCUGCUCUGGACUGAACCAAGGCUGUGCCCUCUGGAGAGAGGCAGCCAGGAAUGGUGGUCUUAGAGGCCCACCACCUACCCUCAGGGAGCUAGGUUUCCUCAGGGGCUUGGCUGGGCAGCACUUUUUUUUUUUUUUUUUUUUAAGUUUGUAGCAUUAAGUUGGUUUUAAAUAUGAAGUUGGCCUCAUGGGAUGGCUCCUGAGUUACCCAGAAGCUGGCAUCUGAAGCUGGGGAUGUGGGCUUCUUUGGGGGUGGGUCUGGUGUGAGUUAAUGCUUGCAUGGGGACAGCGUGCCUUGUCAUUUUCACAACUUCCCGGGCCCCUGACUGUGCCCUCUCAGGAACAGAUGUCCCGCUCUGGAAACAGGGUUUAUUUUGUAGGCUUUACAGACAUGCUGUUGGUGUCCCCUCUCCAGAUACUCACAGAGGUGUCAUCAGAAGCCUGCUUGGAAGCCCACUAUGUCCAGGGGCAAGGGACUACCUCAGCCCUUGGGCAGGGGACAGGAGUGUUGCUUGGAAUCCUGUUGGGGGCCUGUGGGGCCUAGAUGGCUUCGCUGUUCUGAGGUGUCUGGGCUGCCGUUUAGCUAUGUCCCAUGUCUGAAGACAGAGACGUUUGACUUCCAUGCCUUUGGCUCUGUCUAGAAUCUUCCAGAAUUAAAUCAGAGAAAAGAGAGACGAGGCCUACAGGACUCACUGGGAACGGGUUUACUAGUAAAGUCUGGCCAGAAUUCAAGCUCAUUCUCCAAAUGCUGGGCUGUAGUGCUGGACAGAGGGGCUGCCCCUUGGGCCCAUGGUCUGUACCCUGAGCAGCUGUCCCUGUCCAGUGCUAUCCCCUCCACACCCUGCCUGGCCCCUGGGGCUGGACCGCCCAGGCCAAGCCUCAGGCUGUGGGGGG
This is a messenger RNA of Mustela lutreola (European mink), 4524 nucleotides long. It is a transcript of the gene E2F2, whose product is annotated as E2F transcription factor 2. Bases 922 to 2238 code for a protein of 438 amino acids. The record is from RefSeq and is a predicted model, not a curated record. NCBI's taxonomy places the organism in Eukaryota, Metazoa, Chordata, Mammalia, Carnivora, Mustelidae. Gene Ontology annotation, cellular component: RNA polymerase II transcription regulator complex. Gene Ontology annotation, molecular function: protein dimerization activity; RNA polymerase II cis-regulatory region sequence-specific DNA binding; DNA-binding transcription factor activity, RNA polymerase II-specific. Gene Ontology annotation, biological process: regulation of transcription by RNA polymerase II. The transcript is spliced from 7 exons.